AUGGACGACGACUUCGGCGCCGAUGAGGACUUCCUCGCGGCGCUUGCUUCCUCAGCCUCCGGACCUUCACGACCUCAACCUCCGUCUCAACCUCAACCUCCUCGUGCUCGUCCGCAACAGCCAACACCCCAGAAAGUUCAGCAACCGAUACCGCAACGUCUGGACAAGGCGCCACCUGCCAACUCGCCAAACACCAGCAAAGUCGUCCAACCCACCCCGCAAGCACUUCCUCAGCGAGGAUCGGGAUCCGCCAUCUUGGUGUCCCCUCGCCAAAGAGGAAAUCCGGUCAUCACCUCCUUGAAGUCGAUGCCAUGGGAAUACAGUGAUAUCGCAGCUGAUUACGGCUUGGGCCUGACAACAUGCGCCUUGUUCUUGAGUCUAAAGUACCACCGCCUCCAUCCCGAAUACAUCUAUACGAGAAUCAGGAACCUCCAGGGGAAAUACAACCUUCGAAUCCUUCUGACCAUGGUCGAUAUUCCCAACCACGAAGAAGUCCUGCGCGAGCUGUCCAAGACGUCGCUCGUGAAUAACGUCACCAUCAUUCUCUGCUGGUCUGCUGCUGAGGCUGCCCGCUAUCUGGAACUCUACAAAUCUUACGAGCAUGCCAACUUCAACGCGAUCCGUGGCCAGCAGGCUUCGAGUUAUGCCGAAAAGCUCGUCGAGUUUGUCACAGUACCCCGAAGCGUAAACAAAUCGGACGCUGUGGCCUUGGUCAGCAACUUUGGUAGCCUGAAGAACGCCAUCAACGCAGACCCAGAACAGGUUGGCAUGCUCGCUGGAUGGGGAGCUGUCAAAGUCAACAAAUGGAUCAGGGCAGUUGACGAGCCUUUCCGAGCCAAGAAUGCUGCCAAACGACAGUUGGACCGCGUCGAAGGCGCCGAGGCUGGCAGACCUGCCCAAGCUUCCAGACUUGAUCACGCUGUUCCCCUUAGCAGAGUCCCGCUCCGCGAGAUGGAGUCUGCACGAGAAUCAUCGCGAGGAUCACCAGCGACAGAAAGAUCGACACACACUCAGGACAAGCGACCUGCACCUGCACCGCCUCGAAGGAAUAAUCAAGACCCGGACGAAGACGACGAAGAGGCAAUGAUUGCCGCUGCUAUCGAAGAAUCAAAGAGAACCGCACAGGCGCACACUGAAGCACAGACUCUGGCGAAACAGUCUGACAGCACAAGUGCCAAAGACAGCGCUCUGUCUGACGGAGUUGCGGCGGCUCUCGCCAAACUUCGAAAGCAGGGCUGA
This is a messenger RNA of Colletotrichum karsti, 1239 nucleotides long. Its product is annotated as DNA repair protein rad10. Gene Ontology annotation, molecular function: damaged DNA binding; single-stranded DNA binding. Gene Ontology annotation, cellular component: nucleus; nucleotide-excision repair factor 1 complex; ERCC4-ERCC1 complex. The coding region runs from base 1 to 1239 and encodes 412 amino acids. Gene Ontology annotation, biological process: nucleotide-excision repair; meiotic mismatch repair; mitotic recombination. The record is from RefSeq and is a predicted model, not a curated record. Lineage: Eukaryota; Fungi; Ascomycota; Sordariomycetes; Glomerellales; Glomerellaceae. The transcript has 2 exons.